CGCAAGAUGGCUUGGGGCGGUGAUCAGAUGCGGCAGGGGGAGAGGACACGUGCGGUCGUGUGCUUGAUGGAAUGGGUGGCGUUGCUGUUGGGGCUUUUGCCCUGUGGUGGCCGCGGAGUUCGCUGGCACUGGCUCAAGACAGUGCUUGCUCUCGCUGCAGCUGUACUCGCACUAGCCCUCAACGCCACCUUCCUCUGUUUAUAUCUAGUGAAAUCUGUGGAACUGAUGCAGGAGAGACUUUCUGGCAGUGUCUUCUUCAGCAACGUGUCAUUUUACAUCGUGUGGACGUUGGGUUCCUUCGCCUUGCUGCCUAUCUUUUGGGUGACGUGUUCCUACUUCACUAAUCUCCUCGAUGCAAUCAGAGAAAUAUCUCCACCUAGUGUGUUGGAUGCGAGAUGGCUGAUGCCUACAGUUAUGUGGUUUUUAUUUGUUUGUACUGACUAUAUUGCAUGGCUGUGGUUUCGAUACACAUGGGAUAACACCAUUCUUGAAAUGCCAGCCGAAAAUGUUUUCUACACAGCUUCCGUGUGGUAUUCGUUACUCUCGCUGUCUUCGCUCCACACUUUUCCAGUGGCUCUGCAGGUGAUGGCCGGCCACCUGCUCUACGUAUCUCUAGCAGACACCAACGAGAUUCUAAAGCAAGUAUUGGCGUGGCAAGACACUAGUUCAGUGCUUCAUGAAAGGUUCUGCUACCAGGAACUUCGGAGCCUCCGUGCCAGCUACAUCCAUCUUCGCUGCCUCAACAUGAAGCUGGCUGACGUUAUUUCCAUUCCACUGAUAAUCUGGACUCUGAAUAGAGUAUUUGCGUUAGUGUUGGUCAGUUUUUACUUGCUGGAAGACAAAGAGGGAAAGUUCUACUGGUAUACGUUUAUCUGCUUUGCCAUCGAAGGCGUAGUGUCCAUCUACCUGAUUGGCUUCCUCGCUGACGGGAUUACUCUUCAGGUGACGAACACAAUAACGUUCUUGCUGCUCAUAUUAAGGUAUAACUAUGAAAACAAUACGCACAACACUAUAACUCUUUUGAUUUUUUUUACAGUCCGCGGCACCCAAGACUAUCAUCCAUUUCAGGGACCCAUAUACUGA
Messenger RNA from Eriocheir sinensis (Chinese mitten crab), 1083 nucleotides. RefSeq lists its product as uncharacterized. The coding region runs from base 7 to 1083 and encodes 358 amino acids. The record is from RefSeq and is a predicted model, not a curated record. The transcript has 2 exons. NCBI's taxonomy places the organism in Eukaryota, Metazoa, Arthropoda, Malacostraca, Decapoda, Varunidae.